Argentina anserina (silverweed cinquefoil) is the source of this 429-nucleotide messenger RNA. RefSeq lists its product as uncharacterized. The transcript has a single exon. NCBI's taxonomy places the organism in Eukaryota, Viridiplantae, Streptophyta, Magnoliopsida, Rosales, Rosaceae. The record is from RefSeq and is a predicted model, not a curated record. Gene Ontology annotation, molecular function: nucleic acid binding. Bases 1 to 429 code for a protein of 142 amino acids.
AUGCAUUUGAUUGACUCACUUCCAACAGGCAAUUGUCAGUUCAAGUGGGUCAUAAUGUACAUUGACUACCACUCCAAGUUGAUCAAAGUUGCGCCCUUGGCCGCAAUAACGACGAAGAAAGUCCAACAUUUCUUACAACUGAACAUCUUCUACCCCCAUAGUACGCCAGAAUCCAUCAUUAUGGACAAUGAAAUGCUAAUCACAUGGUGUAGAGGAAAGGGAACACAACUCAAGUUUGCCUCAGUGGCACAUCCAAAAACCAAUGGCCAGGUCCAAGUUGCUGACAAGCUCAUCAAGGGAUUGCUGAAUAAGUUGGAUGAGGCAAAUGGGUUUUGGCACGAGAAGCUUAAUGAAGCAUUAUGGGCAAUCAGAACUACGCCAACAGAAGCAACUGGUGAGACCCCUUUUUGUCUUAUGUAUGGCACAUAG